AGCUCCGCUUACGCAGGAACCUACAAGCUACUUUGGCGGCCUGCGAGCGACCUAGUGUGUUGUGGCCCGCGCGUUCUGAAAUCGUUCUGCUGGGCUGCGGCGGGGGCUGCUGAACGGGAGUGUCCUGGGGCGUCUCGUGCUCCGGCAGUGUUUUCCUUUCCAUUGGAGCGGAGGUAAAGUGCUGCCAUGACGGCCCCUGCUCAGCCCAAGAAAAUCGUGGCCCCCACGGUGUCCCAGAUCAACGCGGAGUUCGUGACCCAGUUAGCAUGCAAGUACUGGGCUCCCCAUAUCAAGAAAAAGUCACCUUUUGACAUAAAGGUCAUUGAAGAAAUAUAUGAGAAAGAGAUUGUCAAAUCAAGGUUUGCCAUCAGAAAGAUAAUGCUUUUGGAAUUUAGCCAGUAUCUUGAGAAUUAUCUCUGGAUGAAUUAUUCUCCCGAGAUGUCCAGCAAAGCCUAUUUAAUGUCCAUCUGCUGUAUGGUGAAUGAGAAAUUCAGAGAAAAUGUCCCUGCAUGGGAGACAUUUAAGAAGAAGCCAGACCACUUUCCCUUUUUUUUCAAGUGCAUCUUGAAAGCAGCAUUAGCUGAAACUGAUGGUGAAUUUUCACUCCAUGAGCAGACAGUCUUACUGCUUUUUCUUGAUCACUGCUUCAAUAGCUUGGAAGUAGACUUAAUACGGAGUCAAGUGCAGCAGCUUAUCUCUCUUCCAAUGUGGAUGGGCUUACAGUCUGCACGGUUGGAAUUGGAAUUAAAAAAGACACCUAAAUUAAGAAAAUUCUGGAACUUGAUUAAAAAGAAUGAUGAAAAGAUGGACCCAGAAACAAGAGAACAGGCAUAUCAAGAGAGAAGAUUUCUGUCACGACUCAUUCAGAAGUUUAUCUCUGUGCUGAAAUCUGUACCACUUUCUGAACCUGUCACUAUGGACAAAGUUCAUUACUGUGAAAGAUUCAUUGAACUAAUGAUUGAUCUAGAGGCUCUGCUCCCUACAAGACGCUGGUUUAAUACCAUCCUGGAUGAUUCGCACCUUUUAGUUCAUUGUUACCUCUCCAAUCUUGUUCAUCGGGAAGAAGAUGGCCAUCUUUUCUCCCAGCUUUUGGACAUGCUGAAAUUCUAUACUGGUUUUGAAAUUAAUGACCAGACUGGAAAUGCACUGACAGAGAAUGAGAUGACUACAAUUCACUACGAUAGAAUUACUUCUCUGCAGAGAGCUGCUUUUGCACAUUUCCCUGAACUCUAUGAUUUUGCUCUCUCAAAUGUGGCAGAGGUGGAUACUCGGGAAUCCUUGAUCAGAUUGUUCGGACCUCUUAGUUCAAAUACACUCCACCAGGUGGCAUCAUACCUUUGCUUGCUACCCACUCUUCCUGAAAAUGAAGACACAACUUUGGAUAAAAAAUUUCUUCUAGAAUUACUGGUAUCUCGUCAUGAACGUCGAAUAUCUCAGAUUCAGCAAUUGAACCAGAUGCCUUUGUACCCAACUGAGAAAAUCAUAUGGGAUGAAAAUAUUGUGCCAACUGAGUACUAUUCUGGGGAAGGUUGUCUUGCACUUCCUAAGUUAAAUUUGCAGUUUUUGACUCUUCAUGAUUAUCUCCUGAGGAACUUUAAUCUCUUCCGCUUAGAAUCAACUUAUGAAAUCAGGCAGGACAUCGAGGAUAGUGUCAGCAGAAUGAAGCCAUGGCAGUCUGAGUAUGGAGGUGUAGUGUUUGGGGGCUGGGCACGAAUGGCUCAGCCUAUUGUGGCUUUCACUGUGGUUGAGGUUGCCAAGCCCAACAUAGGUGAAAACUGGCCAACCAGAGUCCGUGCAGAUGUCACCAUCAAUCUGAACGUCAGAGACCACAUCAAAGAUGAGUGGGAAGGGCUUCGUAAGCAUGAUGUAUGCUUCUUAAUUACUGUACGUCCCACAAAACCUUAUGGCACUAAGUUUGACCGGAGAAGACCUUUCAUUGAACAAGUUGGCCUGGUUUAUGUCCGAGGCUGUGAAAUCCAGGGCAUGCUGGAUGAUAAAGGGCGUGUCAUUGAAGAUGGACCUGAGCCCAGACCCAACCUCAGAGGAGAAUCAAGGACAUUUAGAGUGUUUUUGGAUCCAAACCAGUAUCAACAAGAUAUGACCAAUACUAUCCAAAAUGGUGCAGAAGACGUAUAUGAUACUUUCAAUAUAAUAAUGAGAAGGAAACCAAAGGAAAAUAACUUUAAGGCUGUGCUGGAGACCAUUCGGAACCUGAUGAAUACUGACUGUGUGGUACCUGACUGGCUGCAUGAUAUCAUUUUAGGUUAUGGGGAUCCAAGUAGUGCCCAUUAUUCAAAAAUGUCAAAUCAGAUCGCCACCCUUGACUUCAAUGAUACAUUCCUCUCCAUUGAGCAUUUAAAAGCCAGCUUUCCUGGUCAUAAUGUUAAAGUUACUGUGGACGACCCAGCUCUACAGAUACCCCCUUUCAGGAUCACUUUUCCAGUAAGAAGUGGGAAAGGGAAGAAGAGGAAAGAUGCAGAUGGUGAAGAUGAAGACAUGCAGGAUGCAAAAACUUUAAUUGUUGAACCUCAUGUUAUUCCUAAUAGGGGUCCUUAUCCUUACAACCAGCCCAAACGUAAUACAAUUCAGUUCACUCAUACACAGAUAGAGGCCAUUAGAGCUGGAAUGCAGCCUGGACUAACUAUGGUUGUGGGACCACCAGGAACUGGAAAAACAGAUGUGGCAGUCCAGAUCAUAUCCAACAUCUAUCACAAUUUCCCAGAACAGAGGACUCUGAUUGUUACUCAUUCCAAUCAGGCCCUGAAUCAGUUGUUUGAGAAGAUCAUGGCUCUAGACAUUGAUGAGCGCCACCUCCUGCGUCUUGGUCAUGGAGAAGAAGAGCUGGAAACAGAGAAAGAUUUCAGCAGGUAUGGAAGAGUUAAUUAUGUCCUGGCUCGAAGAAUAGAACUUUUAGAAGAAGUCAAACGAUUGCAGAAGAGCCUAGGAGUUCCAGGGGAUGCUUCUUAUACUUGUGAAACUGCAGGCUAUUUCUUUUUAUAUCAGGUAAUGUCUCGUUGGGAAGAGUAUAUCAGCAAAGUAAAAAAUAAAGGUAGCACAUUACCAGAUGUUGCAGAAGUCUCUACUUUCUUCCCUUUUCAUGAAUAUUUUGCAAAUGCUCCUCAACCUAUUUUUAAAUGCCGAUCAUAUGAAGAAGACAUGGAAAUUGCAGAAGGGUGUUUCCGGCACAUUAAGAAAAUCUUUACUCAGCUUGAGGAAUUCAGAGCCUCUGAACUGCUUCGAAGUGGACUGGACAGAUCUAAAUACCUCUUGGUGAAAGAAGCAAAAAUCAUUGCUAUGACCUGUACUCAUGCUGCCUUAAAACGACAUGACUUAGUCAAGUUAGGUUUCAAGUAUGACAAUAUUUUAAUGGAAGAGGCUGCUCAAAUUCUGGAGAUAGAAACAUUUAUACCUCUUCUUCUACAGAAUCCUCAGGAUGGUUUUAGCCGACUUAAAAGGUGGAUUAUGAUUGGGGAUCACCACCAGUUACCUCCAGUUAUUAAGAACAUGGCCUUUCAGAAGUAUUCCAACAUGGAGCAAUCUCUCUUCACUCGCUUUGUUCGAGUAGGAGUUCCGACUGUGGACCUUGAUGCUCAGGGGAGAGCCAGAGCAAGCUUGUGCAAUCUGUACAACUGGCGAUACAAAAAUCUAGGAAACCUACCCCACGUGCAGCUCCUGCCAGAGUUCAGCACAGCAAAUGCCGGCUUGCUCUAUGACUUCCAGCUUAUCAAUGUCGAAGAUUUUCAGGGAGUGGGAGAGUCUGAGCCUAACCCUUACUUUUAUCAGAAUCUUGGAGAGGCAGAAUAUGUAGUGGCACUUUUUAUGUACAUGUGCUUACUUGGUUAUCCUGCAGACAAGAUCAGCAUUCUAACAACAUACAAUGGACAAAAGCAUCUUAUUCGUGACAUCAUCAAUCGAAGAUGUGGGAACAAUCCAUUGAUUGGAAGACCAAAUAAGGUGACAACUGUUGAUAGAUUUCAAGGUCAACAGAAUGACUAUAUUCUCCUUUCUCUAGUACGAACUAGGGCAGUAGGACAUCUGAGGGAUGUUCGUCGCUUAGUGGUGGCCAUGUCAAGAGCCAGACUGGGGCUUUAUAUCUUCGCCAGAGUGUCCCUCUUUCAAAACUGUUUUGAACUAACUCCAGCUUUCAGCCAACUCACAGCACGCCCACUUCACUUGCAUAUAAUUCCAACAGAACCUUUUCCAACCAGUAGAAAGAAUGGAGAGAGACCACCUCAUGAAGUGCAGAUAAUCAAGAAUAUGCCCCAGAUGGCAAACUUUGUAUACAACAUGUACAUGCAUUUGAUACAAAGCACACAUCAUUAUCAUCAGACUUUCCUACAGCUGCCACCUGCUAUGGUAGAAGAAGGGGAGGAAGUUCAAAGUCAGGAGACAGAACUAGAGCCAGAAGAAGAGCCUGCACCUCCUCAAGCUGACAUUAUACCAAGUUCAACAGAUGGUGGCUCCAGUCAGGAAACCUUGGCUCCUGAGACUGAAAGCACUCCCAGUCAGACUGAGACCACUUCUGGUCAUACAGGAGCCACCUCUGAUUCAGAAGUCCCCCCUGCUCUGUCUGAGGUCACUCCUGCUGUGGCAGAGCCAAUAGAGGAGCCUGAAGAGGCUAACAGCCCUCAAGAUGCCUCCUCCACCCCAGCAGAGUCCAAGUAGCCAAACUUGAAGAUUUCUCAGGACAUUUCAUUUGUAAAGUCACCUUUUUUAUAUUUUACAUUUGUUUCUGUUAAUUUAAUGACACUAGCUAAUUUUCAGAACUUAUUUUUGCUGAUGGAUUUCAGUGUCUGUUCUGUUCCUAGAGAUGAUAAAAGUGUUAUCUAUGUGGA
Messenger RNA from Erinaceus europaeus (western European hedgehog), 4835 nucleotides. It is a transcript of the gene AQR, whose product is annotated as aquarius intron-binding spliceosomal factor. The record is from RefSeq and is a predicted model, not a curated record. NCBI's taxonomy places the organism in Eukaryota, Metazoa, Chordata, Mammalia, Eulipotyphla, Erinaceidae. Gene Ontology annotation, cellular component: catalytic step 2 spliceosome. Gene Ontology annotation, biological process: mRNA splicing, via spliceosome. The transcript has 35 exons. Gene Ontology annotation, molecular function: mRNA binding; helicase activity. The coding region runs from base 187 to 4665 and encodes 1492 amino acids.